This is a messenger RNA of Dendronephthya gigantea, 5289 nucleotides long. RefSeq lists its product as uncharacterized. Gene Ontology annotation, molecular function: DNA helicase activity. The record is from RefSeq and is a predicted model, not a curated record. The coding region runs from base 1 to 4704 and encodes 1567 amino acids. The transcript is spliced from 4 exons. Gene Ontology annotation, biological process: telomere maintenance; DNA repair. Lineage: Eukaryota; Metazoa; Cnidaria; Anthozoa; Malacalcyonacea; Nephtheidae.
AUGGUCAAUCCUGAUAUAACUAAGUAUCUACAAAAUAUAAAAAGUGUUGAUAACAUUGAAUGGCUUUGUCAAACUUGUAACAACCAUUUAACGAAAGGCAAAGUCCCCCCUUGUGCAAUUGCUAAUGGCAUGAAAUUUCCAGAAAGACCUUCUUUCUUUGAUCUAAAUGAACUAGAAUGUCGACUUAUUGCUCCUCGGUUGGCAUUUCAAAAGAUUUUUCAGGCCCCAAGAGGUGGCCAACUCAAGAUUACAGGUAAUGUUGUCAAUGUGCCUGCAGAUGUAAACAGCACUGUUAAUGUGCUGCCCAGACUAUCAGAUGAGAUGGGUACUAUUAAAGUUCAACUUAAACGAAGAUUACAAUACAAAAGCUCUGCACUUUCAAUGAAUGUAAGACCUCACAAAGUAAUGCAAGCAACUGCAUGGUUAAUUAACACAAGUACUUUGUAUCAAGAUCAAGGGAUUAUUAUAAACCAGAAUUGGUUGAAAAACCUGGAAGAGUCAUUGGAUGUGUCCAGUGAUAUUGAGACAUCAAAUGGUGAAGAUGAUUUAACAUCAAACCUCCCUGAAGAUGAAUGGAGUGAGGCUGAAGCAGAAAUACCAGCUGGAGUAACUGAUAGUAUGUUGACUCCUCCAGACUUUGUCAGUGAUAGUGAGAGACAGGAAAUCUAUAAUGUUGCUCCUGGUGAAGGUAACAGGCCGUUGAGUAUAUUUAGAGAUCAGUACUCUGAAGAAAUGUCAUAUCCAGGCAUAUUUCUUGGACAAAAAAGACCUGAUGAUAAACAAAGGUUAAGAAGUGUUUACUAUAGUGACAUAUGUAAAUCUGAGUUAAGAAGAUCUGAUCGACGAGCUGCCAUUUUCUCGUCAGCAGAAACCAAAUGGAAUCAUUUAUUAAGAAUUCUUGGUAAACUUAUUAAUCACAAGGAUUAUAGUGAUGACGAAUUGAACAAUCUUAAUUGGGAGGAAAGGUGUCGACUAAUACAAAGUGACCCAGUAACCUGUUCAAGACAUUUUGAUUUUCAGUUCAAUACCUUCUUAAAAGAUGUCUUAAUGAGUGAGCUUGCUCCAUUAGGAAAAAUUAAAGAUUGGUUUUAUAGAGUUGAAUACCAACAGCGGGGAUCACCUCAUAUUCAUAUGUUGAUAUGGCUUGAAAAUGCACCUGUGUUUGGUGUUGAUAAAGAUGAAGAUGUUGUUGCUUAUAUUGAUAGCAUAAUUACCUGCAGCAAACCAGAAGAUGAUACAGAAUUACUUGAUCUUAUUCUUUAUCCACUCGAUGGAGAUAUCUCUUCAACUGUUGCUAAAGCCAGCAAAGAAUUGUGGAAAGAGAUUAAAACGAAACUAAAUGAUUUUAAGGAAGGUAAAGACAUUACUUUUGAUGAAUUAGUACAAGAGUUAGGUGUUUCGGAACGGCAAUAUAUUCUUGCUAUACGAUCAUCUUUGAAUACUCCGACAAUCUUCUUAAAAAGAAGUCCAAAUGAAUUAAGAAUCAAUAAUUACAAUCCUGUUUGCCUUCGGGCAUGGCGAGCAAAUAUGGACAUUCAAUAUGUCUUAGAUGUAUAUGCAUGUGCAAUGUAUAUUGUAUCAUAUAUUUCCAAAGGUCAAAAAGGAAUGAGUGAAUUACUGCGUAAAGCUUGUGCUGAAGCGAAAGAAGGUAAUACAAAUAUCAAACAGCAAGUUCGUGAUAUUGGCAACAAAUUUUUGAAUUCUGUUGAAAUAUGUGCACAAGAAGCCGUGUAUAUUGUUUUGCAACUUCCAAUGCGAAAAUCGUCACGUAGUGUAAUUUUCAUUAACACAUCUCCUCCUUCUGAAAGAGUCGAAUUACUUAAACCAUUGAGUGAAAUAGAGAAAAUGUCUGAUGAAUCAGAAGAAAUUCAGUCUGGUGGUCUUUUAAAAAGAUAUGUAGAACGACCUGAUUGUUUGCAAAAUGUGACGCUGGCUGAUUGGGCAGCAUGGUACGACUCUAGUGGUCAAAAAACAUAUAGGAAAACAAACAAGCCUGACGUUGAUAACCUUCCAUUAGAAAAUAAUGAUGAAGAUAAUGACGACGAGUUGUUAAUAAAUGACGAUAAUCUUCACGUUGUAAAAACUCCUGAAAAUAUGAAAAUAAGGAAAAGAUCUCGAGCUAGAGUAAUCCGAAGUGUCUGGUUCAAUAAAGAGACUCAACCUGAAAAACAUUAUCGCGAGUUAAUUAUGCUCUUUACUCCUUGGCGGAAUGAACAAACCGAUUUAAUGGGAAAUUAUUCCUGUUUUGAAGAACACUAUUUAGCUCGAAAUGAAGAAAUCAGUAAGCAAAUGGAACAAUAUGCUGUUUGUAGUGAAGACUUAAAUGAAAUUGGACAUCAUUUAGACGAAUGUGAUGAUGAUGCUUUUGAUACCAUUGCACCUGUGACACAAGAUGUUGAACGACAUGAUCAGGAUGAAGGAUGCGUGGAUACACAUCCUGAUUUAAACGAAACAUUUGAUCAUCUUGCUGAAAAUUUGGGCAUUCCGUCUUCUUUACCAAAUAAUGAGCCGUUGAUUUUAAAUGAAAUGCAAGAUAACGAAUAUCGAACCUUAGUUCAGCUGUUAAAUAAGAAACAAAGAGAAUUCUUCUAUCAUGCUCUGCAUUUGAUAAAAACAUCAGAUAAACCAUUUUACGCAUUUCUCAGUGGAAGUGGAGGUGUCGGAAAGUUUCACCUUAUUAAAUCGAUAUACCAGGCAGCAUUGAAGUAUUACAAUUCACGAGCAGGGGACGAUUUUCAUCGUGUUCAUAUAUUAUUGCUUGCUCCAACAGGAAAAGCUGCAUAUCUUAUAAAAGGUAACACGAUUCACAGUGCCUUGCGCAUUCCAGCAAGUCAGUCAUUGAAAAAUUAUAAACCAUUGGAUUCUGGAAGACUGAAUACGAUGAGAUGCGAACUAAGUUCAUUAAAGUUAAUAUUGCUUGAUGAGAUAUCAAUGGUUGGCAACAACAUGUUCACCAUUCAAUUGAACAACCGUUUGAAAGAUUUAAAAGGUAGUAAAGAAGAUUUCGGUGGUGUCAGCAUAAUCACAAUAGGUGACUUAUUUCAACUCAAACCUGUAAUGGAUGGUUACAUUUUUACAGAUGUUCAGUCUUUAAGUUCUUAUGAUGUUCUUGCCCCGAACUUAUGGAGAAAAUAUUUUAGAAUGUUUGAGCUUGAUGAAAUCAUGCGACAGAGAGAAAGCAAGAUUUUUGCAGAGAUACUUAAUCGACUUCGUGAAGGUAAUCAUACUCCGAGUGAUCUACAAAAACUAAAGGAAAGAUGUAUUGAAGAGAGUGCUUGCCCCAAAGAAGCCCCACGUUUAUUCAUUCAAAAUGCUUUAGUUGAUGAAUACAAUGAUAUAGUUUAUCAAUCAUUUGAUGAUCGUGAUAAAUACAUAAUCAGGGCACAAGAUAGCGUAAUUGGAGCCUGUUCAGCUGAACUGAAAGAAAAGAUAAUGAGACAAAUACCACAUGUUCCUUUGAAAAAUUUAAAACAGUUGGCUUAUAAACUGCAUAUUGCUGUCGGACAACGAACAGAAAUUGCGGUGAAUAUACGCACUGAUGAUGGUCUGACAAACGGUGCAAGUAAUGUCAUUAAGCAUGUUCAAUUGACUGAUAAUACCAAACCUUCUGGCAUCGUUUGGGUUCAGUUUGACGACGAAGAUGUUGGAAAGAAAACCCGACAAGAAAAUAGAAUUCUCUAUGCUCGAAGUACAUCUAUACUAAGUACUUGGACACCAAUAAAACCUGUUACAACGCAAUUUGCUGUAGGUAAAACGAAGUCUGCUCAAGUGGUAAGAAAGCAAUUUCCUUUGAGGCCAGCUGCCGCAAAAACGGUUCAUCGAUCACAAGGUGAUACUCAGUCACAUAUCGUCGUUAAUUUAAAUACAAGAAGAGCAAUUCCUCAUAUUCAUUACGUCGCUCUAAGCCGAGUAACAACAAUCGAAGGGCUAUAUAUAACUGAUCUUUGCGAAAGUAAGAUUUCCGUUGAUCCUAAAGUCGUAGAAGAAAUGCACUUACUGAGAAAUGAGUAUAAAUUAGAUCUUUGUUUUACUCCGUUGUACAUGCUGAAUCCCACUGAUUUAAAAAUUUGCUAUCUUAAUGCAAGAUCUUUGCACAAACACAUUGAAGAUAUACGAAAAGAUAUUAAUUAUACGUCUGCUGAUAUCUUAAUUUUUACCGAAACGAGAUUUCGUGAAGAAGAUCCUGGUGAAAUGUACGCAAUUGAAGGCCAUGAGUUAUUCAGAAAUGACGACGUUUCAAAUCUCAACCGUCCAUAUCAUGGAACAGCUGUUUAUUCAAAACUUCCUAUGAUUAUUAGAUAUCCUUGUGCAAGAAACUGUCAUGGGAUCGAGGUAACUAUUAUGAAGAUGGUCGAACGUCCAGACCUAAUUAUAAUUGGAAUAUACAGAUCUCCAACACUUGCAUUAUCAUCUCUUUUGGCUGCCAUUUCUACGACAUUGGAGGAACAUCCUUCUCCACGGGUUAUAAUCAUUGGAGACUUUAAUGUCAACUGGCUUGAUGAGAUAGAACGAAGAUCACUGUACAAUCUUAUGAUCAAUACCAAUGGCCUCGAGCAACUUAUAACUAGUUCUACAACAGAUAAUGGAACAUUGAUUGAUCAUCUGUAUACGAAUUUGAUUGAAAAGGAUAUCCAGGCAGGUACUCUUGAAACUUACUUUAGUGAUCACAAAGCAAUUUGGGCCUCUCUAAAGGUAAGGAGGUAAUCACAUCGAGACAUAGCGUUAGCAUGUAACAAGAACAACCAUAGUAUUGACAUGGUUAGAUGAACCCAGGUAAGGAGGUAAUCACAUCCAGACAUAGCGUUAGCAUGUAACAAGAACAACCAUAGCAUUGACAUGGUUAGAUGAACACAGGCCAAUAUUUAUUGGCCUGACUCCAAUUUAACAAAAGGUAAGCAUUUAAUUUUAAGUUUUUUUUUCAUUUUCUUUUCUCACGCAAUUUGACCAUUUCUCUUUAUUUUUAGGUUCCGGUGGCAUAUUUUCAAAUUAUUCACACGAUGUCGAAGCUGAAGCACUAAUAAUCUAAAGGUCUGAAUCAGCUACAAUCACAAAGAAGUUUUAAAAAUGUCAGCGUUGCUUGUUGCCUACCGCGUGGAUCAACGUUAAAUUAAUCCGAAGAUAAAAAGACCACAACACAUAUAUCGGAAAUCCUCGUUCCUCUUUCCAGACAUCUCUCCACAUACCGCAACUGUAAUCUGUUCAUCGCAGCAACGAAUGCCAAACAAAAACAAAGUUCUCUGGUAACCUUACUGGUAAAUGCUACUCAUACCUUCAUGGUAACUACUACUG